Apaloderma vittatum (bar-tailed trogon) is the source of this 396-nucleotide messenger RNA. Its product is annotated as bcl-2-like protein 1. The record is from RefSeq and is a predicted model, not a curated record. Gene Ontology annotation, cellular component: mitochondrial outer membrane. Gene Ontology annotation, biological process: intrinsic apoptotic signaling pathway in response to DNA damage; negative regulation of intrinsic apoptotic signaling pathway; extrinsic apoptotic signaling pathway in absence of ligand. The transcript is spliced from 2 exons. The annotation marks the transcript as partial. Gene Ontology annotation, molecular function: protein homodimerization activity; protein heterodimerization activity. NCBI's taxonomy places the organism in Eukaryota, Metazoa, Chordata, Aves, Trogoniformes, Trogonidae.
GUCCAGGAAAUCGUUCAAGCGGCUGACGUGAGGCAGGCGCUGAGAGAGGCGGGCGAUGAGUUUGAGUUGAGGUACCGGCGGGCUUUCAGCGACCUCACUUCCCAGCUCCACAUCACCCCCGGCACGGCGUAUCAGAGCUUUGAGCAGGUUGUGAACGAACUCUUCCGCGAUGGAGUGAACUGGGGUCGCAUCGUGGCUUUCUUCUCUUUCGGAGGAGCCUUGUGUGUGGAGAGCGUUGACAAGGAGAUGCGGGUAUUGGUGGGACGCAUUGUGUCUUGGAUGACCACGUACUUGACCGACCACCUAGAUCCCUGGAUCCAGGAGAAUGGCGGAUGGGAAGCAUUCCUGAAAUGCCGGGUCCGGCCAUGCAGUGCUGCGUGGGUUUGCCAGCGGGAG